Molecule: messenger RNA, 1869 nt
Organism: Aspergillus sclerotioniger CBS 115572
Lineage: Eukaryota; Fungi; Ascomycota; Eurotiomycetes; Eurotiales; Aspergillaceae
Product: ankyrin repeat and BTB/POZ domain protein
Exons: 3
Coding region: 1-1869 (622 amino acids)
Cellular component (GO): cytoplasm; ubiquitin ligase complex
Molecular function (GO): protein binding
Source: RefSeq, a predicted model, not a curated record
AUGAUUGAAGAACCGAAGGUCCUCCGGAAGGACCAGCUCGAGGUCAGCUUGCACAAUGAGAAGAAGCUCAUCAAGGAGGGGGCAAUCAAAGAUGACAACCCCCUGGACCUGAGUGAGCCGUUCCGCGAGCUCUGCAAUGCCUGUCGUAAGGGGGAUCUCAAAGUUUGUCAAGAGAAGAUCACAGAAGGAGUCAAUAUUAACGCCCGUGAUCCCUAUGACUACACCCCCUUGAUUCUGGCGAGUCUCUGUGGUCAUUACGAAGUGGUGCAGCUGCUGCUCGAGUCUGGUGCUUUAUGUGAGCGUGACACAUUCCAGGGUGAGAGGUGUUUAUAUAAUGCAUUGAACGACCGUAUACGGAACCUGCUACUAGAGUACGAUUAUUCGAAAUCAACGGAUCCGCUCCAGCCUCUUGCAGCGCAUAUAACCUCACUGCUUACUCGUGAAAACCCGAGGACCGAGGACAUUGUUGUUACGGCGUCUGAUGAGUCCCUGUAUCUCCACAAGUUCAUUUUGGCUGCACGGUCGCCGUACUUCCGCAGCAAACUGGAACCUGCCCCGGAGACGUCAACAUGGCGGCUUCCCAACACAAUUCCUCCCGAGGCGUUUGGGACCGCAAUCAAAUAUUUGUACUUUGGAGAAGCCCCUCGCGAUCUGCGGAGCGGACCUGGCACUGGAUUUACUGAGUCAGAAGUGUUCGCGGGCAUCGAUAAAAUCGCCAAGCAUCUGGAAAUCAACACUCUCGUGGACAGUAUCCUUGACAGCGGGGAUAGGAGGCUCGCCAGACAAAGGCGCACGAUGGAAGUUGCCAAGGGCAGAGACCAAUUGGAGCAGUGGUUCCGAGCGAAUGUGCUCAAGCAUAAGGUGAUGGUGGAGACCUCGAAGGCCGAUGAAGUCAAGUGGGACAGGGACAAUGCAAUAUUCGCAGACGUUUUGCUUCAGGCGGACGAACUCCCGGAAGACGUCGAGGCUGAGCAGGCUGACGGGACCGAUUCUGGCGACCAGCGUGAACCGAUGUCAAUACUCUUCCCUUGCCAUCGAGCGAUGCUUCUGCGGUCGGAGUUCUUCCAAACCAUGUUUUCCUCCUCGUUCCGUGAAGCCCACAUGAAGGACCAUCUGAACGUUAUCAAUGUGGACUGUUCCCCGGACGUUCUGGAGAUCGUGCUCACCUUCCUUUAUACGGAGCGGGCCGAUUUCCCGCUCGACAUUGCGGUCGAUGUUCUCUUCGCGUCGGAUAUGCUGUUUAUCGAAAAGCUCAAGACGAAGGCGGCCAUUGUGAUCAGCACACUCGGCAGUGGCAACAUGUCGCAGGCGGAAGCUGCAAGGACCCGCGGCACCAAGGAAGAAGAUGACUUGGACAUUUACGCGAUCAUCCGGGCUGCAUGGUUGACACGCGUGCAACGACUGGAGGAGUUUGCUGCUCGAUACCUUGCAUAUCGGCUGGAGGCUCACAUCGACUCGUCGGAAUUUGCUGAGCUGAUCCAAGAGUCGGCGUCUCGGAUUAAAUCCAGACAGGAGACUGACUCGAUUGAGCUGCUGGAUGAUAUCCGGUUCUACCUGGGUGAGCGGUUCAGGCUGCGGUUUGACGAUGCCGGUAUCGAGGAAAUGAUGGAGGAUGCCACGCAGCCGGCUGCUGGUGUCGAGGCCAACAGCGAUGUUGACACGGUCACGGAGGGAGUGGAGACGAUGCAGCUUUCGACCGAAAGCUCUGUGCCGUCAGGGCAGGCAGCUUCGAAGGGACCGGAGCAGGCGGUCAUCCGAACCUUGGACGGCGAAAUCGUGGUUGACGAGUUUGACCAAGAUGCGCUGAACUACCAGAUCCUGAUGGACAAGCUGGACCGGAUUCUUGAGAACUUGAAUCUGGAUGCCUAG